Molecule: messenger RNA, 1696 nt
Organism: Benincasa hispida (wax gourd)
Lineage: Eukaryota; Viridiplantae; Streptophyta; Magnoliopsida; Cucurbitales; Cucurbitaceae
Product: RNA-binding (RRM/RBD/RNP motifs) family protein
Biological process (GO): chloroplast rRNA processing
Cellular component (GO): chloroplast thylakoid membrane
Molecular function (GO): mRNA binding
Source: RefSeq, a predicted model, not a curated record
UUCGGUUUAUGACCCGACCCGACUUCUACGUUAGUGGCGCUAUCCAAAGCUAAUCCAUACGCCCAAACUCGGAGUGGGAGAGAAAGGGGGAACGAAGCUUCUUCAUCUCCGCCAUGGCUAACCUUGCGACCUCCUUAACCUUCUCUUCUUCUUCUUCUUCUUCUUCUUCUUCUUCUUCUCCUCCUUCUCUAUGGAUCCUCAAACAUAAAUCUCCAAAUUACUGUUCAUUUAAACGACUCCAUUCUUUCCCUUCAUCCAACCACUUCGACUUCACGAAGCUCGUUUCUCUAAGGCAUAACCACGGGGCUAGGUUUCCAGUGCUUUUCACUGUUCUCGAAAAUGAAUCCGCGCUUACAGAGGAGGUCAUCGCGGAAGGCGAUGUUAAGAGCGAAGGCAGUGUUUCAAAUCAGGAAGUGAAAAAACAAGCACGUCCUUGUGAACUCUACGUUUGUAAUUUGCCGAGGAGUUGCGACAUUGCAGAGCUGGUUGAGAUGUUUAAACCUUACGGCACAGUCUUGGCUGCUGAGGUUUCUCGGAAUCCAGAGACUGGCAUAAGCAAAGGAUGUGGCUAUGUCACAAUGGGUUCAAUAAACUCCGCUAAAGUUUCAAUUGCAGCAUUAGAUGGUUCUGAUGUUGGUGGACGUGAAAUGCGCGUUAGAUUUGCUGUUGAUAUGAAUCCCAAAAAGAGGAACCUUAAUAACUUGCAUUCAUCACCCAAGAAGAAUAUAAUAUAUGAAAGUCCUUACAAAGUAUAUAUUGGAAAUCUUGCUUGGGAUGUCAAACCUGGAGAUCUGAGGAACCUUUUUAGCAGAUUUGGAACUGUGGUCAGUGCAAAAGUUUUGAACGAUCGUAGAGCUGGAAAGAGCCGUGUUUACGGGUUUCUGUCGUUUUCUUCAGCUGCAGAGCGUGAUGCAGCAAUUUCUUUGGAUGGAACAGAGUACAACAACAGGAAACUUGUUGUUAGAGAAGGUUUGGAAAGGAACGAGUCUUGACUGCAGAUAGUCUUCUUGCCCAAGAUUGAGGGUUGAAGUUACUGGAAAAUUUUGUUCCUGUUAAGUUCUUCCUCACCUAAAACUCAUUCUAUUUCCUUCACAAAUUCACUCCAUUUGUGAGUUCCACCACUCAAAUUCAAGGCUAAGAAUAGUAGAGAAGAUCUCUUGGUGGUUCACUGAAGAUUUGGAGAUGAGGAUUUGUGAGGAGCAACUUGCAUUGGAGGAUCUUCAAGGUAUGUGUUGAAACCUUCUUAAUUACUUAUGAACAUGCUUAUUUUGAUGUCAAAAUUAUAGAAUUAGAAUGCUUAAUGUUCAUGUUUUCUUCCGUUGCUUAUUUCUGUAUUUCAACAAUAUAUGUUGUGGUUGUACCUGAUGAGGACUAAGAAAAAAGAGUGUGAAGCAAGAAGCUAGAGGAAGAAUUUGAACAAAGAAAACAAUUGUAGUUGCGUCUAAUGAGGAACAAAAGAAAGGAGCGAGAAAUUCGUUUGAGCAUCAGUCCCUCGCAUGUAGUUUGAGGACAAAAUGGUACUUUCACACACGGUUGACAUAAGCGGAAAAUCAUUUUUUUGAUCGAAUUUGAAUCUUGGGCCAAAUUUCAUUUGGGCCCCUAAAAAAGGGCCUUCCAUACAAAAACUCCUUGUGAACACCAUUUAUUGUAUUGUUCACGUAAAUUUAUGUGAUAACGCUAACAUGUAAAAUUGAUU